Molecule: messenger RNA, 677 nt
Organism: Gymnogyps californianus (California condor)
Lineage: Eukaryota; Metazoa; Chordata; Aves; Accipitriformes; Cathartidae
Exons: 6
Coding region: 65-667 (200 amino acids)
Source: RefSeq, a predicted model, not a curated record
CCUGCUCCCGCUGGAGGCCCUGCUGGAGGUGACCGAGAAGGUGAAGGUGCUGGUGGAGUUUCUGAUGGAGAACUGCAGGGAGCUCUUUGGGGAGGAGAGCGCCGAGCCUCGGUGUGCAGCAGGCGAGGAGUGGCCAGCCCCCGUGCCGAGAUGCAGAGACGUGCGUUUGGAAGAGCAAGGCGUCCCUGCAGGCACAGCAGCCGCCGAGCAGGAGGCAGAAGGCUUGCCACACGCAGGCCCAUCUCCGCUGGGUGUCCUCAGCGAAGCGGGGGGAGAGCGGGUGGUGGCGUGUGAAACGGGAGAGGUGGUCUCCUGCCAGCUGCCAACUCCACCGUUUCUUUUGGAGGCCCCUCCAGCUUUGCCUCCAAGCAGCCCCGAGAGCGCGGCAGACUCCCUGGGGUGCCCACAAGAGCCGGCGAGCCUGUCAGAGGAAAGAAGGUUUGCAGGCUGUGCCCAGGACAAGGCAAAGAGAAGAAAGCGGAAGAGCAAACAGGCGUGGGGAGAGGAGAGUGCAAGGCGCGCGGCAAAGAAGAGGAGGAAGAGAGAAGCGGUUUUGGCGGAUGGAGCAGUGCAAAGACGCAGGAAGGCGCAGCAGGCGCUGAUUCCUUGUCGCCGGGCGAAGCGUUGGGAGUGCUGGGCCCCGCCGCUGACGUCCAGAAUAAAAUGAUGUUUUCUGU